GACUUGAAUUGCACAACAUAAAGGCAGCAUAAAAUAUUUGCUCUCUGAUUCCACAUAAAGAACUUCAGCUUUCUCUGGAAACUUAGAACUCUUUGGAAGCCAAACACUCCACAAUGAGCAGACAGAGGAGUUUCUCCUUGGCUCACCUCUUUCCUGAAGCUCAGAAUCUUUCAAUGUCUUAUGGCAUUGUGAUUCAAAAGAGCUUUCUGGCUUUCCUUGUUGCAAUGGGCAUCAUCGUGACCCUGGGUGACGCAUACUGCUGGAGGAAAAUUCACAAGCCAGGGGAGGUGAACAAAGAAGGCUGUAUGAUAAAUGGAAAACUGUAUCCCUUUGGACACAUUGAGAGGACAGAAGAUUGCUACAAAUGCGACUGCAGCGAAGGUGGAGUGGAAUGCUGUUCCCUCUUUCACACUCCUGUUGCUUUCGACAAAAAGAAAUGUAAAGUUGUGUUCAACAACAAGCGCUGUGACUAUGAUGUGGUGCAGAAGGACGACCCCUCAAAGGAGUGUUUUGUCUAUUCUCGUGUGGGCUAACACCUGCUCCAAACCUCUCUGCACUGUGGAAUUCCUCUCCUUCCUUUAGAUGCUUUGCCAUCACAGAGAAGCAUGAUGACACAGGAAAAUCUCAUAAAAGAGAGCAUUUCACUAGCUCAUUUUGAACCUCCUAAUUGUGUUAAUUCAGCACACAAGAUGCAUAAUCAGAUAGAGUGUCUCGUUUCUAUCAAAAGGUCAUAUUCAUGUUCUUAAUUUUAGUUGUUAAGACUUUGUGUUUUAAGUGAUUUACAGAUGUUUAGUUAACUUUUAAAUUAAGUAGGAUUUUAUUCUACUAGUUUCCUUUGUUCAACCUGUAUUUUUUUUUUUUUUUAAUUAGAGCUUUAUAACCUGUAAGGUCCCAAGAGUUUCUGUAGAAUCUGGGUGCCAGUUUUCCUACAGAUGAAGAUGACUUUGUUAGUGGAAGAAGAUUUUUGAUUUGCUGGCAGCACCAGUAAAAGUGUGAAUGAAUGACCAAAGAAAUCUAACACAGGCUUUGAAUCUCUUGAGAAUAUAUUCUUUAUGGUUCUGGGACUGGGAAGAACCAGCAUAUUUGUGUGAUUAGCACAUUCUUCCAGAAGUUAUCUGUGGGUGGGAAAACCCAUCUUCCACUGCAAGGGCACCUCCUCCACCACUUGUACUUGAAGCAGAAUCUGAACAGCUCAGCACAAACAAGAGCUGACACUGGAGAAGAAAGAAAAUGAAUUCUGAUGGGUUUACCAGGCCAAGGAAAUGUAGAGCCUUGUCUCACAGGCUCCAGAGAAUAGACUGUGUUCACUGAGACCCAGAAAUUGCAUAUAAAUGUUUUCAAAAAGACAUUUUUUAGUCUCAGUGUGCAAUGGUAUUGGUUUUUCUAUUAUCAGAGUAGCUGCCAAUACUGAAACUUCCUUUUUUUUCUUUCCCCUCUAAAUAAAAGUAAUUUAGCGAUGAAGCUCAGGAGUCUUUAAUCUCCCUUGCUCAGAGUGGGGAAAUGGUCAAGAACAUUGCCACUGGUAAUUUUUACUUGUUUUGGAUUUUUUAUUCAUGAGAUUAUCCAUCUGCAGGAAAGCAAGCUAAUACAUCACUCAUCCUCCGUUAUGAUUUUUUUUAUUAUUAUUAUUAUUGUACCACCAAAAAUUAAUGAAAUGUGUAGGGCAGGAAGGGAGAGGUACUAGUUCUGUUUUCCAUUCAUCACAGCAAUGAGAUUAAAGAAAAACUUAUUCAAUUUUGAUAACUUCCUCAGAAAUCCCAUCAGAACUUCCUCUCCAAAUGAUGAAUAUUUUUGUGUUGGUAAAACACUGGAGAAUAAGUUUUUCCCAUUUUUAUAUCCACAGGUUAUACCAUACAAAAGCUCCUUAAAAACAUCCCAUUAUUGUCAGAGUAAGUCCAAAUUUCAGAUUCUAAAGAUUUUAUAACACUCAAAUUCAAUCUGUUGAUACCUAUACGAUCGGAGAAUCAUGACAAUACCACACAUAUAUUUAAUCUGCAGCAUAUUUCACAUUUUAAGGAUUUCAAAAAUAAAAUGCUAGCUGUAAUUUUGUGAAAAAAAUUUCAUUAAAUUUGUUGCAUUUUCUACCCUU
Messenger RNA from Vidua macroura (Pin-tailed whydah), 2089 nucleotides. RefSeq names its product beta-microseminoprotein-like. The coding region runs from base 114 to 533 and encodes 139 amino acids. The transcript is spliced from 5 exons. NCBI's taxonomy places the organism in Eukaryota, Metazoa, Chordata, Aves, Passeriformes, Viduidae. The record is from RefSeq and is a predicted model, not a curated record.